This is a messenger RNA of Pyrgilauda ruficollis (rufous-necked snowfinch), 5295 nucleotides long. RefSeq names its product nuclear transcription factor Y subunit alpha (gene NFYA). Gene Ontology annotation, molecular function: RNA polymerase II cis-regulatory region sequence-specific DNA binding; DNA-binding transcription factor activity, RNA polymerase II-specific. Gene Ontology annotation, biological process: regulation of transcription by RNA polymerase II. The record is from RefSeq and is a predicted model, not a curated record. The transcript has 9 exons. Lineage: Eukaryota; Metazoa; Chordata; Aves; Passeriformes; Passeridae. The coding region runs from base 1263 to 2174 and encodes 303 amino acids. Gene Ontology annotation, cellular component: CCAAT-binding factor complex.
CGCGCUGGGCUAGGCUAGGCCGGGCCCGCGGGGCGAGCGGGGCCGCGAGCAGCGGGGUCGGGUACACCCCGGCUGGGCGGGGGGCGCGGGGCCGAGCGCCGCGGCGGGGCCCGGCCUCUUCCCCCGGAGCCGCAGCGCCCCGCCCUCACCGGCAGCCUGCCCCGUCCGGUGCCGGUGUGCGCGGUGUAGCUGCCCUGAUGUGGCCGGGCACGCGGUGCUCCGGCGGCUGGGGUGGUUUUUGGGGCGGCCAGGGGUUCGAGCACACCGGGAGAUCCCCCGGGCCGGCGCUUCCCGCAGUGACACAACAGCCCCGGCUCAUCCCUGGCUCCCACCGGGAGCCGGCAGCUGAGCCUGGGCUCCACAUGUCGUGCUCAGCCCGCCCCCGUGUUAAAUCCCGCUCGGGGGUGGGCGUGCGGCUCCGCGGUGUCCCGGGAGCGGUGCUCGGGAGCUCCGGGACACGGUGCCGGUGAUGCUCGGGAGCUCUCGGGCUGUUCGUGGCGCUGGUUUGCUCUCGGUGUGGGUUGGUUGGUGAGGAAACUGCUCCUGGUGUAGCUAGAUUUGUAUACAUAUAAAUUAUGUGUAUUAUAUAUAUAAAUACUUGUAAGUAUUUUUGGAGCUAUCCUGUGCAGGCCCGGGAGUUUGAUGGUCCUAAUGAGUCCCAUACAACACAGUAUACUUACAUAUUAUUUAUAAUAUUAAAAUAUUAUAAAUAAUAUUAUAUUUAUAAAACAUUUAUAUAUUAUUUUAUUUAUAUACAUAGUGUCUAAAUAUCUGCUGCUGGGACUGGAACGCUCCCUGGUUCCCAGAGCAUUCCCGCUGAGGAGGAGCUGCCCGUGAGCUCACUGGGGGAGGAGAUGCCAUCCUCUGCCAUUGAUUGAUCCCUGAUCAUUAAUAUUUAACUUGGCUACUCUGUUUAACGAAGGGGGUGAGAUAAUCCCUUGGAUAGUGAGGAUCCAGCACUGGUAGAAUUUUGUCCAGAACUUCAGGCAGCUGCUGCAGAGUGUUGGCAUUACAGAGCUGUUAAUGUUUUAAUUAAGGAUUUUAAUUUAAGGCAGAAAUGAGGUAUCCAGUGUGAAAUUGAAAUGAGAACCUGACAGCAGCAUUUUCAGAAAGAAUAUUUAUCUUCUUUUAUUCUGGCUGUGAAAAAGUCUCAGGAAAUGGGCAGAGGAUGGAACUCAAACAGCAGCAGUAACCACAGCAACGGGUACAGAGAGUCUGUGACUUAAUCCUGUCAGCAUUCCUUGAAAAAGGGCUGAGGCACCAUGGAGCAGUACACUGCCAACAGCAGCAGCUCCACGGAGCAGAUCGUGGUGCAGGCAGGGCAGAUCCAGCAGCAGCAGCAGGGAGGUGUCACAGCUGUCCAGCUGCAGACUGAGGCCCAGGUGGCAUCGGCCUCAGGCCAGCAAGUCCAGACCCUCCAGGUAGUGCAGGGGCAGCCGCUGAUGGUGCAGGUGAGCGGGGGGCAGCUCAUCACCUCCACGGGCCAGCCCAUCAUGGUGCAGGCCGUGCCCGGGGGCCAGGGCCAGACCAUCAUGCAGGUGCCCGUGUCCGGCACGCAGGGGCUGCAGCAGACCCAGCAGCAGAUUGCAGUGCAAGGCCAGCAGGUUGCCCAGGCUGCUGAGGGCCAGACCAUCGUGUACCAGCCCGUGAAUGCUGAUGGCACCAUCCUGCAGCAAGUUACAGCCCCUGUUACAGGCAUGAUCACCAUUCCUGCAGCCAGCCUGGCUGGAGCCCAGAUUGUCCAAACAGGAGCCAACACCAACACCACCAGCAGUGGCCAGGGGACGGUCACAGUGACACUGCCAGUGGCUGGGAACGUGGUCAAUUCAGGGGGAAUGGUCAUGAUGGUGCCUGGAGCUGGCUCAGUCCCAGCCAUCCAGAGGAUCCCUUUGCCUGGAGCAGAGAUGCUGGAAGAGGAGCCCCUCUACGUCAAUGCCAAGCAGUACCACCGCAUCCUGAAGAGGAGGCAGGCACGGGCCAAGCUGGAAGCAGAGGGAAAAAUCCCCAAAGAGAGAAGGAAAUACCUGCACGAGUCCCGGCACCGGCACGCCAUGGCCAGGAAACGGGGAGAGGGGGGUCGCUUCUUCUCCCCCAAGGAAAAGGACAGCCCUCACAUGCAGGAUCCAUCUCAAAGCAACGAAGAAGCAAUGACACAGAUGAUCAGGGUCUCCUAACCCCUGCUUCCAGGGAAAAAUACCUGAAGGGAAUUCCCAUCCCUCCUGCCAGCCUGUCCUGCCUGCCCAGAGUGUCCAGUGAAUCCUGGAGUGGGACAAUCUCCAUGUCACAGCCUGUCCUUUUCCACAGAGCAAGUACCACGUGUUGAGGAUGUGCUUGAGGUUUCAACUCUACCAACAGAACCUUUCAGACUUCCUUGGUGCCCUCUCCUGAUCCAGCACAGGGAAUUGGAAGUCUGAGUGCUCAUCUCUGGUUUUCCUCAUUUUCCCACCUUUCCCUGUGGCUGGUGCAGCUCAGCCCUGUCCAGGGACAGAUUCCAGCUCCUCCAGCCUGCACCUCGGAGCUGAGAUUUGUUAUUCCAUCCACUCCUCACCCCUUUGGACUUGGUUUUCCCUGAGCUGGGCCCUGCUGUUGCACUUCUGGCCCUGGCAGAAACUGAAGGGGAUUCUUUUCAAUUCCACCUUGUAAAUGUGUAAAGAAGCUCUUCUCUGGGGAAGGUUCAGCCAUCCAAUCAAUGCUAGAAAUAGUGAAGAUUACUGCAGGACUUGAUGUGUUGUGUCUCUGUUGCAAGUGGGGUGGGAGAGGGAGAUGGGGGGGAUUGGGUCAGUAAAUCAGUCUCUGGGUGGGUUUGGAUGUUCAUUGCCAGUACUUGUUGCUUUGGAAGAAAACUGGAUGUGAGUCUAGAAAGGAUUGAAACUUUUCAGUGACUCUCUUCCAAAGGAUUUUUUUUUUUUUUAAUCUUCUUUCUCACCUGCCAGUGAAGUCCGUGUUUCCUCCAGGGGACGUGGAACCCUCAGUGUGACAGUGGUGGCACUUGGCCAUGGUUGGGAUGGAGUUUCUGAUGCUUAAAUCAUUUCUACAGUUCCAGAGUGAGGGGUGAUUCAGGACAGCAGCAGCUGGGGCAGCUCAGCCUGAGGUACCUGAAGGACUCAGCACAUACUGAUGAACUUUUCAUGCUUUUUAUAAAUUAAGCUCUUAAAAACAAAACAGAAGUGGCACUUAGCAAAGGAGCAAUACUUACAUUAUUAAAAAAUAGGAUUUUCCCAUGACCUACAGCUGGCUUUGGGCUGAGCAUCUCCACAGAACAGAGUUUUAAUUUAGAUUCUAAGCCUGCUCUGUUAUGAUUUGAAUUUAGUGAUGGGAACAGUAGUUAAAAGCAUUUAACAGGUGAUUUCUCACCACUGCACUCCUGUCCCCUCUCACCUUGAUGAGUUACACAGCUGCUCUGGGGAUCAUCUGCCUGCUGGAGUCCCAGAAUUUCCAGGUUUUGGGUCCUGUAGUUCAAACUGGAUCACAGCAGUGACGUUUGGGAUUGGGAACGUUGCUGGGUGAAUGUGAACCUGGCCAGGUGAAGCUGAAGAGUGAAGAGUUUUUGAGGAAAUGCUGCCAAGGAUGGGUGAGACUGGGUUCAAGCCAGUGAAUGCUGAAUUCAAGUGACAAGGAAACGCAGCUUGGAAAUUACAUUUUCUCCCUCCCAUCUUUUCCCAUUUACUGGAAAUUUAUGGCUAAAGACAAAGUGGAGGACAAAUCAGCAAGUUGUGGAAGACUGGGAGGAUACAAAAGAACAGAGCCUGGAAAAUUCUAUUUCCUUUGGAUGAAAGAAAAAUACUAAACCUGAGAGAGUAUGAGAUUGAGGAGAAAUGUUGGAUCCUUGUUGUGAGCAGGCAAUCCUGGAGGAAGAGGGAGCCUGUUCAGGUGUAAGGAUGCCCUGUGCAGGCAGUGGAAGGACAAGGAGGAGCUGCAGAGAGGUUUGGAAUUGGCAGCUGGAUCUCUAAAAGCAGCUGAGCUCCUUGGUGUGAGUCCUGGUUCCUGUCCCUCCCCACAGCUGGAGCUGGGAAGGACACUCGGGGACACCUGCAGCUGCAGGAGGAGCUGGCCUGGCUCCUGGCAGGCAAAUAAAUCUUCUUUCUUUCAGUUUUUGUCUCAAGUUACACCAGUAAUCUGACACUCUGCUCACAACUCUUAAUUAGGAUUUAUUUCUAAUAAUUCCAAGGGAAUUUUUAACAUCGAUGGCAUCAGGGCCUCUGGUUGCUUCUGCCUUAAAUCCUUGUCCAGUGGUGCUGGUUUUCCUCAGCUGGCACCUAAACUCACACAGCAUUUCCUGGGGUCUCCCCCAUUCCAGGAAAGUGCAGCUCUCCUUAAGGGAUUUUAGUUGAAUUUGCAGCAUUACUGUAAAUAUUUUUUUUUUGAGCAUCUGUACAUUUUGUUGGUGGAAUAUUUGCGUGCUGGAGUAAGAUUCUCUCCAUUGUAUUUUUUGCUCUUCAGUUGAUGGUAAAUCUGUCCUGAAACACCUUUUUGAGAGCUGGAAGUUCAGGAAGCUAGAUUAUUACUCUGACAUAGGUUUUGUUUCUUUUUUUUUUAAUAAGUAAUUACUUUUCUUAAAGAACUUGUAAACUUUUUCCCAAUAUCCCUUCAUAUCUAGGUUCUCUGAUCUGCUGUUGUAGGUUGUGUGUGAAGAAAUACGGAUUUGUGUUCUAGGAAGUCUUAUUGUUAAUAUUUUAAAAUAGUGAUGUGAAAGCCUGAGUGCUCCUAUCAUUUUUUUAUUUGUGUUCUGUGUAUCACUGCUGAAAGUUGUGUUUAUUUGGUGAGGUUGGAGCCAGCAGUCAACGCCACAGUACCAAAACUAUCUGCUUUCUUUUCCAGGCAAAUCUGUGAAAAUUGGAGACAUGUCCAGUUCAAACCUCCCUAAUAAUUAAAUUAAAAUUCUCUGUAGAUUGGCUACACUUGAGCAAAACCUUCACUUUAGGAGUGAGUUAAGAGUGGGUGAGGAUGAAGGAAGAGGUUUGGGAGAAAUGAUUCACCCAGAGCAGUGAAGCAUCAAACCCAUCAAAACCCAGAUUUAUAGGAGUGUAAAGAUCAGGAUUUGGAAAAAAAUGGUCCUCAAGUGAUGCUAAAUGGCUUUAAGGCCCUGCAUGUUAAAAAACGGGGGAAAAUAAACUUUUCUUUGUGAAGGGGCGUGGGAGGGUCCUGAGCUUAACGUGAUGUCAGGCAACGUUUGUACAUAGUUCAAAGUUUUUAAUUUUUUUUAUAUGAUGCAUUUUUUCAAGUGUAUUUUGGUCUUUAAUAGAUGCAAUUGUAAGUACUGUGUACACUCUCCAGCUAAUAAAAUUUAUAAACUGA